AAAUUAAAAUCGGCCACUUUCAGUAUGAUGAAAGUGAACAGGAUGCUGAACUACCAUGGACAAGAGACUGAUUCAAUGACCUACUUUUAUUUCUUGAAACAUCUUGUUAUCCCCAACUCAAGUCUUUUGAGAUUCUGAAACUCUGUUGAAUACCAGGAGAAUCCUCGGAGGGUUUCGGCUCCGGUUCGACGAUGUCGAAAGACAACAUCGCCUUUGCUGGUCUUUUAGAAUCCUUGUUGGCAGAUAUUUCAGCAGUAACAGAAUCAUUAGAAUGUAUAGACAUAGAGCAGGAAAGCUUUCUUGAAGUUGGAUGUUACCUUUAUCGAGUUUUUCCGGCGAUAAUGGAAUUAAAGCGUACCGAAAACCGCCCGAAAAAUGCAAGGGAGAUUCUACAAUCCAUUUCCCAGAAUGUCAAUCUGGCAAAAGAUCUUGUGGGAGAAUGCCAUAAAGAGAACCAACCAGGGAAUAUCAUAGCCAAGCUAGAAGGGGUGAUAAAAGACAUAGGUGAAUGCCUGUGCUUGAUACCAUCUGCAACAUUCGGAGGCGAGGAGUAUGCGGAAACUGCAGUCCGGUCUCUCUCGGAGGAAAUGCAAAAUGUCCGUUUUGAAGUUAAGCAACCUCGAGAAUUAAGAGUCGAAGAGCUGGAACCGAAGAUGUCUUUUGCAACAGAGCAGCUUAAGAAAUCAAAAAUGGCAAUAGAAAGUUCUCAAAUGCCACAACAAAUGCCUAUAGUCUGGUCUCUUUCAGAGGAAAUGCAGAAUGUCCAUUUCCAAGUUGAGCAGCAUCAAGAAUUACAAACCAAAGAGCUCGAACCAAAGAUGUAUUCUGCAACAAAACAUCCUAAGAAAUCAAAAAUGGGAAUAGAAAGUUCUCAGAUGCCACAACAAAUUCCAAUAGAUUCGGAUCUUUACUCCGUUGACGUUGAAGUCUCCACUGGCUCCGAAAGUUCUCGAGCUUUGAACAUGCCUUUGCUAAAUGAUUUUCUUAAAAUUUCAAGUCCUAGAAGACUGUAUGAGAGUAUAAACAAAUCCUUGACAAUGUUGCCAAAGGUAGCUCAUUAUAUCGAACCUAUGUAUGACACUUUCUUCUGUCCAUUAACUAAGCAGAUUAUGGAUGAUCCAGUUACCAUUGAGAGUGGAGUGACCUACGAGAGGAAGGCGAUAUCGGAGUGGUUCAAAACUUUUAGUCAUCUAGAAGAUAUAAAAUGUCCAACCACAGGGACGAAGCUCACAAGCAGGGUUUUAAGCACCAAUGUUGCUUUAAAGACCACGAUAGAGCAAUGGAAGGAUCGGAACGAAGUUGCGAGGAUCAAGGUUGCUCGUGCGGCAUUAUCUUUGGAUAGUUCGAAUAGUAUGAUACUAGAGGCAAUACGGGACCUGCAACAUAUAUGCAAAAGGAAACAGUACAGUAAGGUGCAAGUACUUACUGCUGGAAUAUUGCCAUCGCUUAAUAAGUUACUUGGAUACAAAGAUAAAGAUGUCAGAUGUGAAGCUCUGGACCUAUUACGAAAAUUGGCCGAGGACGAUGACGAAGGAAAGGAAAUGAUCGCUGAUACAAUGGAUAUGUCAACACUAGUUGAGUUGUUAUCAAGUAGCCACCAGCCAGUUCGUUAUGCAUCAUUGCUUUUCUUACUUGAGCUUUCAAGAUGUCGAGCUUUAGGCGAAAAAAUCGGGUCGGCAACCGGAGCAAUUUUGAUUCUGAUCAGAAUCAAAUACAACCAUCAGGUUGAUUCUUUUGCUUCCCAAACAGCAGAUGAAAUUUUAAAGAACCUGGAGAGAGUUCGAGAUAACAUAAAGCGGAUGGCCGAGUACGGGUUCUUGGAACCUCUUCUGAAUCAUCUAACAGAAGGUUCCAAGGAGAUGCAGAUGGAAAUGGCAAGCUACUUAGGGGAAGUCAUUCUUGGUAAUGACAGCAAAACCUAUGUGGCUGAGAGGACUGCUCCUAGUCUCAUUAAAAUGGUGCAAAGUGGAAACGCCAUUGUCAGAGAAGCUGCAUUCAAAGCUUUGGCACAAAUCUCGUCUCACCAUUCGAAUGGAACGAUACUUGUCGAAGCCGGUAUCGUCCAGAUUAUGGUUGAAGAGAUGUUCACUCGUAGGAUAUACAAUGAACCUAUGAACUCAAAGAAAGAAGCUGCAGCAAUACUUGCUAAUAUUCUGGAGUCCGGGGUUGAGCAUUACAGCAUUCAAGUAAAUCCCCAUGGACACAAGAUAAGUUCGGAUUAUGUCGUCUAUAGCAUUAUCAGCAUGCUUAAGAACUCGAGAGUUCACGAGCUCAACAUCAAUCUCAUCAGAAUUCUCUUAUCCCUGACAAAGUCAUCCGAUUCGAUGGCAACGGUUUUCUCGGCUCUGAACGAGCCUGAAGCAAGUUACACCCUCAUCGAAUUCAUCAACUACCCACACGAACAACUCGGGGUUGCAGCAAUCAAGCUACUCGUUACCCUUUCACCGCACAUAGGUAACACACUAGCAGAGAGACUCUGCAAAACCAGGGGGCUGCCUGAGAGCUUGAUUGAGGACCCUGCGGAAACGAACCACAUUACCGAGAAGCAGGCAGUUUCAGCAAAAUUUUUGGCAAAACUCCCCCAGCAGAAUCUAACACUCAACCUUGCUCUUCUGCACAAGAAUGUUGUGCCCGUAAUCCUUCAAAAAAUCGGUUUAAUCCAAAGAAGUGGAAUAAGAACUAGCAGGCAUGCAACAGUUUACUUAGAGGGCCUAGUUGGGAUUCUUGUUAGAUUCACAACUACACUGUAUGAACCACAGAUAUUGUCUCUGGCAAAAGCUCACAGGCUCACAUCGGUGUUCACCGAACUGCUCAUGAGGACAUCUAGUGAUGAAGUUCAAAGAUUAUCAGCAAUCGGACUGGAGAAUCUCUCGUUAGAGUCAAUAAAUCUAUCGCAGCUACCGACAAUGAAGAAAACCAAGUCUACGAGAUUGUUCCACCUGCCGAAACUUCGAUCUUCCAGUUCAACAAAAAGGAUAGGGAUACCAUUACUAUGUCCAGUUCAUAGAGGCGUUUGUUCUUCAGAAACCACAUUUUGUUUGAUCGAUGCAAAGGCCGUCGAAAGGCUGUUGGCAUGCCUGGAUCAUGAGAAUAGUGAGGUAGUUGAAGCUUCAAUGGCAGCUAUAUGUACUUUGUUGGACGAGAAUGUCGACGUCGACAAGAGUGUGAGCCUGUUGAAUGAAUUGAAUGCCAUUCAACAUAUCUUGAAUGCAGUGAGAGAGCACAAAGAAGAAGGCCUCUGGCAAAAAUCUUUUUGGAUGAUUGAUAAAUUCCUAGUGAAAGGUGGAAAUAAGUCAGCUUCGGACAUCUCACAAGAUAGGUCGCUGCCUGCCUCGUUGGUUAGUGCUUUUCACCAUGGGAAUGGCAGUACGAGGCAGAUCGCCGAGAGCAUUUUACGACGCUUAAACAGGAUGCCGAGCAGCUCAACUAGCUAUUACUCCAUAUAA
This is a messenger RNA of Hibiscus syriacus, 3446 nucleotides long. RefSeq names its product putative U-box domain-containing protein 42. Gene Ontology annotation, biological process: protein ubiquitination. Gene Ontology annotation, molecular function: ubiquitin-protein transferase activity; protein binding. NCBI's taxonomy places the organism in Eukaryota, Viridiplantae, Streptophyta, Magnoliopsida, Malvales, Malvaceae. The record is from RefSeq and is a predicted model, not a curated record.